CAAAAAUAUAUCAUGAGAGAAAUCAAUUUAAGUCUAAUCAUGCAAAAGGCAAUAUCUGAAUAUCACUAAAUUGUCUGCCUCUUGCUUUGUCAGGUCCAUCUAUUGUUUAAAAUGGGGAGGUGGGAGGAGGAGGAGGAGGAGGAGGAGGAGGAGAGAGUCUGGGGGUGACUGAUGAGCCAUUGUAUGCAGAGGCCAACAUGAUGCUUCUUUUAAUUCUGCACAUUUGUCAACUGCUGCUUCACAUCCAGCAUUCAUUCAUUCACAGUGAUACAGUGCAAGAGCAAGUGAAAAACAGCACAGUGUGUUGUUCUAUCUUGAAGCGUUAGCCUCUCAGUUGACAUGACAUGUAGUUAGCCGGCUUGUAAUAAAGCCAAGAUGAAUACAUUAGCAUUAGCCUCCAGCGCCUCCAUUAGCCUGGCUGUUCGCUAACUGUUAGCCAUCUUGCUUUGUGUCCCCUUGCCUUUCCUUUCACCGUUAGCCUUUUAGCUAGCGGCUAGGCUAGCUUCACAGUGCUCAUUUCAUGAUGACGAUUAUUAAAAUGGCUGAUUUGAUUGCUAACAAUGGCUAGCGGAAUGCUUUCACACGCCAGCCUUUCUUCUGGCACAUUAAUUAGCCAGGUUUUCUUUUUUUUUUUAAACCUUCUAUAGCCUGUGUGGAUAAUUCAGGUAGUUGGAUUUGAAGCCUCAGCGACAGUGACAGUGGUCUCGGGCUCAACUUCAGGAUCCAGAGAUGUCAGUUAUGUUUUUCUGCAAACGCUCCUGAAGUGAACUUUCUACUAUAAAUGGAAAUAGGAACGUUUUCAUUACACGGAAUACAACAAGCCUGUAACACAAGGGAGCAGAACUGUAGUCACCGAUGGCAACCAAAGGGCAGACAGUGGUGGGAUCCAUACGAGACAUCUAACAGAAGACAAUUCAUCUACCGGCCGAACUCAGCUGCAGAAAUUCUGCUGUGCCCGAGGUCGACUUCAUUCAUAGACUCCUAUUCGCAGUCCCAACCUUUCGGUUCAACUGUGUACAAUAAGGAUUUUUACUGGAAACCAGCCUGUAAACCUGAAUGCAUCCGCACAGGGACAGCCUCGGGCCAGAGGAGAAACAACCCCCAUCCAAGUCAGUCAAACCAUUUCUUCAAGUCUUUCAUGAUGUGGCGGCUGCCGAGGGACGCAGCUCCAAGCUCUGAGUAUGUCGCCGUCCCUUGGAAGUGUCUCCCGUCUGAGGCGGAGAUCCGAAAGGCCUUGACAGCACAGUACCGCUCCACCUACAGAUGUGACUUCAUGGGUAUGCCUCAAGGAUGUGAUCGUAUUAACAGUGCAGAAAGAAGACUCACACCAAAGCACAGCAGGCGUGAAGUGCCGCCCUCUACUGACACAGAGAUGAGGGACAAUUACCGCCAGCCAAGGCAGAAACCUGAGCUGCUGCCCUACAGGCACGACACAGCCUCUGGCGUGACCUGUCGUGGUAUAGUUCCUACUGUUCUGCAAGGACACGCGCACACUCAUCAGACAAGAUCAGACCUGACAAACUCCGACAGGUUUUGUGGGAAGAGAGUCACACGUGUGAGAGACUCUCUGCCGCCGCCUGAGCUGCAGCAGUCGCACAGAGCGCUACCCGAGGAGGGAAGGGACGCUUUGAAAAAGACAAACAGAGAGGAGAAAGUAGAGAAACUUCCGGCGGUCGUGGUUAACUCCCGCACGCCAGAGAGAAUAUCGAGCUGGCCAGGACCUGCCUGAACCUUCACCACUUGGGUUUGUUCAUUUGUGUUUGUAUUUUUGUGUAUUUGGGGUGAGGAAAUGUAAUAAAUCAGACAUCGUAAUAUAGUGAAAUACACUGUAAAUUAAAAGUGUUGCACUGCAUUUAUUUACUGUCAUUAUUUUGUAAAAUUUGUGUGGUAAUUAAACA
Acanthopagrus latus (yellowfin seabream) is the source of this 1898-nucleotide messenger RNA. Its product is annotated as testis-expressed protein 26-like. The record is from RefSeq and is a predicted model, not a curated record. Gene Ontology annotation, cellular component: cytoplasm. The transcript has 8 exons. The coding region runs from base 782 to 1729 and encodes 315 amino acids. NCBI's taxonomy places the organism in Eukaryota, Metazoa, Chordata, Actinopteri, Spariformes, Sparidae.